AUGAACCACCACCAGCAGCAGCCCCAGCCGCCGCCGCCGCAGCAGCAGCAGAAGCCCGGCGAGCAGCAGCUGAGCGAGCCCGAAGACAUGGAGAUGGAAGCUGGAGAUGCCGACGACCCACCAAGAAUCACUCAAAAUCCAGUCAUCAAUGGGAAUGUAGCGAUGGCUGAUGGCCACAACAACACGGAAGAAGACAUGGAGGAUGACACGAGCUGGCGCUCAGAAGCAACGUUCCAGUUCACAGUUGAACGUUUCAAUCGGCUGAGCGAAUCGGUCCUGAGCCCCCCCUGCUUCGUGCGGAACCUGCCGUGGAAGAUUAUGGUGAUGCCGCGACUUUACCCGGACAGGCCGCACCAAAAAAGUGUAGGAUUCUUUCUUCAAUGCAAUGCUGAGUCUGAUUCCACGUCGUGGUCCUGUCACGCUCAAGCUGUCCUCAAGAUAAUAAAUUACAAGGACGACGAGAAAUCUUUCAGCCGCCGGAUUAGCCACUUGUUCUUCCAUAAAGAAAACGACUGGGGCUUUUCCAACUUCAUGUCAUGGAGUGAAGUUACUGAUCCAGAUAAAGGCUACAUAGAAGACGACAAAGUCACUUUUGAAGUCUGCGUUCAAGCCGAUGCCCCACACGGCGUGGCGUGGGAUUCCAAGAAGCAUACAGGCUACGUGGGGCUGAAGAACCAGGGAGCAACCUGUUAUAUGAACAGUUUAUUACAGACACUAUUUUUCACAAACCAGCUGCGAAAGGCUGUGUACAUGAUGCCCACAGAAGGAGAUGACUCAUCGAAAAGUGUUCCUUUAGCAUUGCAGAGGGUGUUCUAUGAGCUUCAGCAUAGCGACAAACCUGUAGGAACUAAGAAGCUAACCAAAUCGUUUGGAUGGGAGACUUUAGACAGCUUCAUGCAACAUGACGUUCAGGAGCUGUGUCGGGUGUUGCUUGAUAAUGUGGAAAAUAAAAUGAAAGGAACAUGUGUAGAGGGCACGAUUCCUAAAUUAUUCCGAGGCAAGAUGGUGUCUUAUAUCCAAUGCAAACACGUAGACUAUCGGUCUGAACGAAUAGAGGAUUAUUAUGAUAUCCAACUAAGUAUAAAGGGAAAGAAAAACAUAUUUGAGUCGUUCAUUGACUACGUUGCAGUGGAACAGCUGGACGGGGACAACAAGUACGAUGCUGGGGAGCACGGCUUGCAGGAAGCGGAGAAGGGGGUCAAGUUCCUCACGCUGCCCCCCGUGCUGCACCUGCAACUCAUGCGGUUCAUGUACGACCCCCAAACUGACCAGAACAUCAAGAUCAACGACAGGUUUGAGUUUCCGGAUCAGUUGCCUCUCGACGAAUUUUUACAAAAAACUGACCCUAAAGAUGCAGCCAACUACAUUCUUCAUGCAGUGCUUGUACACAGCGGAGACAACCACGGCGGACAUUAUGUUGUUUACUUGAAUCCAAAAGGCGAUGGGAAAUGGUGUAAAUUUGACGACGACGUUGUGUCUAGAUGUACAAAAGAAGAAGCUAUUGAACAUAACUACGGCGGCCACGAUGAUGACCUGUCUGUACGGCAUUGUACGAAUGCCUACAUGUUGGUUUACAUCAGGGAGACCAAACUAAGUGAAGUCCUGCAGCCGGUCACGGACCAUGAUAUCCCUCAGCAGCUAGUGGAAAGGUUGCAAGAAGAGAAGAGAAUAGAGGCUCAGAAGAGAAAGGAGAGGCAGGAAGCCCACCUCUACAUGCAAGUGCAGAUAGUCACAGAGGACCAGUUUUGUGGCCACCAAGGAAACGACAUGUAUGAUGAAGAGAAAGUGAAAUACACGGUGUUCAAGGUGUUGAAGAACUCGACGCUGGCAGAGUUUGUUCAAAACCUUUCUCAGACCAUGGGGUUUCCUCAAGAUCAGAUUCGGUUGUGGCCGAUGCAGGCCCGAAGUAAUGGAACGAAACGGCCAGCGAUGUUGGAUAACGAAGCGGAUGGCAAUAAAACUAUGAUUGAGCUUAGCGACAAUGAAAAUCCGUGGACUAUAUUCCUGGAAACGGUAGACCCAGAAAUGGCCGCAACGGGAGCAACGUUACCCAAGUUUGACAAAGACCACGAUGUCAUGUUGUUCCUGAAGAUGUAUGACCCAAAGACACGGAGUUUGAAUUACUGUGGACAUAUCUACACACCGAUAUCCUGUAAAAUACGUGACUUGCUGCCGGUUAUGUGUGAGAGAGCAGGAUUUCCCCAAGAAUCUAAUCUUAUCCUCUAUGAGGAAGUUAAACCGAAUUUAACGGAGAGAAUCCAGGACUAUGACGUGUCGCUCGACAAAGCUCUUGAUGAACUCAUGGAUGGCGACAUCAUUGUGUUUCAGAAGGAUGACCCCGAGAAUGAUAACAGCGAACUUCCCACCGCAAAAGAGUACUUCCGAGACUUGUACCACCGAGUCGACGUCAUCUUCUGUGACAAAACCAUCCCCAACGACCCGGGCUUCGUCGUGACGUUGUCCAACAGAAUGAAUUAUUUUCAGGUUGCGAAGACAGUCGCCCAGAGGCUUAACACAGACCCAAUGCUGCUGCAGUUCUUCAAGUCUCAAGGUUAUAGAGAUGGGCCAGGUAACCCUCUUAGACAUAAUUAUGAUGGAACUUUAAGAGAUCUUCUGCAAUUCUUCAAGCCUAGGCAACCUAAGAAACUCUACUAUCAGCAGCUCAAAAUGAAAAUCACAGACUUUGAAAACAGGCGAAGUUUUAAGUGCAUAUGGCUAAACAGCCUCUUUAGGGAAGAGGAGAUAACACUGUAUCCAGACAAGCACGGCUGCGUACGAGACUUAUUAGAGGAAUGUAAAAAAGCUGUAGAGCUCUCGGAGAGGGGGUCGGGGAAGUUAAGGCUGCUAGAAAUUGUAAGUUACAAAAUAAUCGGUGUCCAUCAGGAAGAUGAAUUGUUAGAGUGUUUAUCACCAGCAACCAGUCGGACGUUUCGAAUAGAGGAAAUCCCCCUGGACCAGGUAGACCUAGAUAAGGAGAAUGAGAUGCUCAUCACGGUUGCUCAUUUCCAGAAAGAGGUUUUCGGGACAUUUGGAACGCCUUUCUUGCUAAGGAUACACCAGGGUGAACACUUUCGGGAAGUGAUGAAGAGGAUCCAGGCCGUGUUGGACAUCCAGGAGAAGGAAUUUGAAAAGUUUAAGUUUGCUAUCGUAAUGAUGGGUCGGCACCAGUAUCUAAAUGAAGAUGAAUAUGAAGUGAACUUGAAAGAUUUUGAGCCCCAACCCGGCAACAUGUCUCACCCCCGGCCGUGGCUAGGGCUUGACCAUUUCAACAAAGCCCCAAAGAGAAGUCGCUACACGUACCUUGAAAAAGCUAUUAAAAUCCAUAACUGACUGACCCUCUCCCGUUUGUUCGAGGCAAAAAAAAAAGAGAAAAAAGGAGGAGGAGGAGG
Molecule: messenger RNA, 3389 nt
Organism: Euleptes europaea (tarantolino)
Lineage: Eukaryota; Metazoa; Chordata; Lepidosauria; Squamata; Sphaerodactylidae
Gene: USP7
Product: ubiquitin specific peptidase 7
Exons: 31
Coding region: 1-3330 (1109 amino acids)
Biological process (GO): protein deubiquitination; regulation of protein stability
Cellular component (GO): nucleus; cytosol
Molecular function (GO): cysteine-type endopeptidase activity; protein binding; cysteine-type deubiquitinase activity
Source: RefSeq, a predicted model, not a curated record